AUGGCAGAUACGUCCGAUGCGAAGCCACUGGCCGGCAUCAUCAUCCGCCCCGGCACGGCCGCCGACGCCGACGCCAUCAGCCAGGUGCACUACGAGGCGCUGGAUCGGUUCCACGCAUUUUACGGGACGUUUUUCAAGAAGCACCCGCGGGAGCUGAUUCCGAUCAUGACGAGACGGGCGUUUGCCGAGACGCGCCGGCCGGUGCAGGUGUUUUAUGUGGCGGCGGAGGAGAAGGGGGAGGAUGGGGAGGAGGGGGAUGUGGUGGGGUUUGUGCGGUUCAGUAUUGAAGAGGCCAAGACGGAGGAGAAGAAGGAAAAGGAAGAGGUCAAGGAGAAAGAGGAGGAGGAGGAGGAGGAAUCGCCGUUUGCGUGUAAGGAGGCGCUGAAGGAGGUGUGGAAGGCGUUUGGAGAGGAGCAGGCCAAGAGGGAUGGGAUGCUGAAAGAUGCCGCCAAAGGGCAGCGACACAUGUGGAUCCAGCAUCUCAUGAUCCGGCCAUCGCAUCAGCGUCGGGGCAUCGGCCACGCGCUCCUCGCCAGGGCCCUGCUUCGCGCCGACGCGGCGCGGCUGCCGGCGGUGAUUGUGUCGUCGGCCGAGUCGGUGGGCUUGUACGGCAAGGUCGGGUUCGUGUCGCUGGGCAGCUUUCGGCUGGAUAAUGGGCGGUGGGCGCGGGAGGCGGUGCGGGUGCUGACGGAGGAGGAGGAGGAGGAGGAGGAGGAGGAGGAGGAGGAGGAGGAGGAGGGCGAUCAUUACAUGCUGGUGGAGAGGUACGAUGGGGUGUUUGAGGUGGAGGAUGUGAUGGUACGGGCCGUGGUGGUGGGCGGGGAAGUAGAGCAAGUGUAG
Beauveria bassiana ARSEF 2860 is the source of this 840-nucleotide messenger RNA. RefSeq lists its product as uncharacterized. The transcript is spliced from 2 exons. NCBI's taxonomy places the organism in Eukaryota, Fungi, Ascomycota, Sordariomycetes, Hypocreales, Cordycipitaceae. Bases 1 to 840 code for a protein of 279 amino acids. The record is from RefSeq and is a predicted model, not a curated record. Gene Ontology annotation, molecular function: acyltransferase activity, transferring groups other than amino-acyl groups.